AUGAGCUAUCGAAACAGACCGCCUCUCCCAACGAGCUGGAAUGCUUACGAAAGUGGACGGGCUUCUUCCUUCGGUUCCCUUGAAUCCGUCCCCGAAGAUGGACAGCGGAACGCACCGUUUUCCUCCACGCCGACUACACACCUGGUGCAGGGUCGAAAUAUAGACGAAGGAAACGCAUCCGGAUUAAGGCGAACUUCUUCCAUCGGGAGGAAAUUUGACAGUCUCCGGCACUUGGGAGGGCCAAACAGCAUUGACAACUUUGCCAAGUCACUUCAAAGAGCUGCGGCGUUUCGGGAGAUCACACCUGUGCGGAGAUUGUCCAUCAGUCUCGCUGAUGACGACGAAGAAGGCGGGGAAUCUGGCGAGCAAAAUACUCCAGAACAGAGUCGGUCACUUUUGAGGGAGCAGUUGGACGCGUACCAUAUCCAGAACGGGAGUGAGGAUGCUCUUCAGGAUGAACAGUCCGAGGCAGAGGAGAUAACAGAGGGGUCACGGUUGCUUCCCCAGGAACAACGUCAAGCUCAGAAGUCCCCCACUAGCUUGCUAGGAUCCGUUCCAUUGCUAGCUAACCAGUUGGGGACAAGCUAUGGAAGCAUAUCUUCGAGGCUGACACCUGCUGCCCAGCGACGAGCGUCGAUUCUCAUUGCCGAGCAAGAAGAGACCAACAGACGAGCAAGGGAACAUCCAGAAGAGUUCAAGGACGAACCUCCGAGGGAGCUCGAACAAGAGGUUCUUCCGGACGGUGAGGUUGUCACACGCACAGUGGGCGAGUCCACCGUGCCAAUGACGGUCUUCAACUCCACCAAUGUCCUGAUUGGCGUGGGAAUCCUGGCCCUUCCACUCGGUCUCAGGUACUCAGGUUGGAUCAUCGGGCUCAGUUUGCUCACUCUAGCUGCCAUCACUACCGCCUACACUGCGAAGCUCCUGGCCAAGUGCCUCGAUACAAACACCGGCUCGACCACAUAUGGCGAUAUCGCCUUUCUUGCAUUUGAUACCUGGGGCAGGAAUUCUGUAGAGGCAAUCUUCAUUCUGGAACUUACGGCAGCCAAUGUUGCCUUGGUCAUUUUGUUCGCUGACAGCAUGAACUCGCUUCUCUCCGGCCUAGGGUUGAACGAGUGGAAAAUUCUUCUUACACUAGGUCUAAUUCCUUUGAACUUUGUACCAUUUCGGGCUCUGAGCGUCACCAGUGUGAUUGGGAUUUUCUGCUGCUUUGGAAUCAUCAUAAUUGUCUUUGUCGAUGGUCUGAUCAAGCCCCACAGUCCAGGGUCAUUGAGGGAUCUGGCCCAAACAUACGCCUUUCCCGAAGAUUGGAGGACAUUACCUCUCAGUUUGGGUCUGUUCAUGGCUCCGUGGGGAGGCCACAGUGUUUUCCCGGCCAUCUAUAAGGACAUGCGGCAUCCCCAGAAAUAUGGUCGCGCUGUCAAAAACACCUAUAUCUUCACCUACGGCCUGGAUAUAUCGAUGGCGGUGCUCGGCUAUCUGAUGUUUGGCGACAAGGUGCGCGAUGAAGUUACGUCCAACAUUCUCCGCGACACGUCUUAUCCGCAUGCCCUCUCCUUUAUCCUGGUGGUGCUUAUCUGCAUCAUCCCUGUCACCAAAGUGCCGCUCUCCAAUCGACCCAUCAUGGAUACACUGAAUAAGAAGUUCCGCAUUGAUUUACGUGAAAUGGACCCCAAGGCGCGUUUGUAUAGUCAAAAGAACUGGAAACACCGCGCUGGGCGUGGUGCGGUCGCCAUUCUGGUCAACAUGGUCCCGCUCUGCAUUGCGAUCGGAUUUCCCGACUUCGACAGCAUCAUGGCGCUGAUGGGUUCGGCGUUCUGUUUCACCAUCUGCAUCAUCUUACCGAUCGCAUUUUAUUUGAAGAUCUUCAGCGAUGGCAAGGAGAUUGGUCUGGUCGAACGUGUCGUCGAUUGGUUUCUUGUCAUUAUCUGCAGUGUAUUGGCUGUACUGGGGACGGUAUUUGCUAUUUUGCCCAAGGAGAAGAUUGGUGCCUCAGGUUGA
Messenger RNA from Capronia epimyces CBS 606.96, 2001 nucleotides. RefSeq lists its product as uncharacterized. The coding region runs from base 1 to 2001 and encodes 666 amino acids. Gene Ontology annotation, biological process: amino acid transmembrane transport. The record is from RefSeq and is a predicted model, not a curated record. The transcript has a single exon. Gene Ontology annotation, molecular function: amino acid transmembrane transporter activity. Lineage: Eukaryota; Fungi; Ascomycota; Eurotiomycetes; Chaetothyriales; Herpotrichiellaceae. Gene Ontology annotation, cellular component: vacuolar membrane.